ACACAAGGUUUGAAAGCAGGACAUUCGGAACAAUUAACUUGAACCGGCAUGGCGUUUGUAAAACGUUUCUUAUAUUUGAUCGUUCCUCUCUCGGUUGGACUGUAUUUUGUUAGAGAGUAUUUUCAAGGAUGUAAGUACACCGGUAAUGAAAGACUCGAUGAUAAAGUUGUACUUAUAACCGGUGCAAAUACCGGUAUUGGUAAGGAAACGGCUAAGAAUAUGGCUUUACGAGGUAUGCUAUAAACUCACUCGCUCUCAUUCUCUUAUUCUCUUUAUUUUUCUUAUUAAAAAUAAUUACUAUAUACAACGAAUAUUUUUCUAUUUAAAAAAAAAUCUAGGUGCUCGUGUUUACAUGGCAUGCCGAAAUCUUAAUAAAGCCAAUGCUGCUAGAGACGAUCUACUCAAUAUUACUGGAUUGCCGGCAGAUAAAAUUAAAGUUAUGCAAAUGGAUCUAUCAUCGUUUAGAUCGAUUAGAAAUUUCGUUACGGAAUUUCAUAAAGUGGAGGAGAAAUUACAUAUAUUAAUUAAUAAUGCUGGAAUUAUGUUUACACCUUUCCUUAAGACUGAAGACGGAUUCGAAAUGCAGGUUGGAGUGAAUCAUCUAGGCCAUUUUCUACUUACAAACUUGCUGAUUGAUAAAUUGAAAACUUCCGCACCAUCACGUGUCGUUACAGUAUCUUCCCUUGCGCAUAUGUCUGGAACUGUUGAAUUUGAUAACUUUAGAGGAGAGAAGGGCUAUUCUCGUAUAAACUCGUAUGGAAAUAGUAAAUUAAUGAAUAUUCUCUUUGCAAAAGAAUUGGGUAGAAGAUUAGAGGGAACCGGCGUAACGUCAUAUAGUUUACAUCCUGGUGGCAUUGUAACUGAUCUGCAAAGAGAAGUUUUAAAUCCGUUCUUCGUUAAAGUUGUUCAUGUGCUAGGCUACGUGUUUUGGAAAACUAUUGAAAGAGGUGCUCAAACUACAAUUUAUUGCGCUGUGAAUGAUAAUGCGGGCAAGGAAACGGGCUUAUAUUACAGCGAUUGCGCAGUUAAAACUCCAUUUGGAGUAGAUUCAGAAACUGCUAAAAAAUUAUGGGAAGUUAGUCUCUCCUUAACUGGUUUAAAACAGUAAAAAGGAGAAGAUGUGAAGAUAGUAAAAGUGAUGUGGACAUAUAUAGAGGAAAGAAGGAUAGAUAAAUAUAUAUACUUAAACUGUCAUGAUACACUAAUAUAUUUAACAAAAUACACACUUUUGUAUAAAUUCUAUCUUAAUUAACGACAAAAUCAAUAAAAUGAAAUUGAUAAAAUUAGAAAUAUUCCUUUAUAAUCUUUCUCUUUUCUUUUCUUUUCUUUUCCUUCUUCUCUCCUUUCUUUUCCAUAUAUUUUUCCUUUUUGAUUAAAUCUUAAAGAUAAAAUAUGACAUGAUAAACGAAAAACGUUUUACCUACUUAUUAUAAAUCAUAAAUGAGAAAGAAAACUUUUUUAACUUGGGAAUUGUUACAGACAUACAGUCUAUAUAUAUAUGU
Molecule: messenger RNA, 1502 nt
Organism: Dimorphilus gyrociliatus
Lineage: Eukaryota; Metazoa; Annelida; Polychaeta; Dinophilidae
Source: the annotation of a GenBank genome assembly